CUCAAGGGCAUAGUCUCAAAAUCACUUGUAGGUCGACCAGGGUUAGCCAAGACAUUGGCGCGAUUGCGGGCAGGCAGUAGUCAGAGUGAUCCUCGAGGACAAGGAACACGUGGUGGACGAAGAAAAACCAUAGUUGGCGGUGCUUCGCCUCGAGAACAAGGACCAAUGAAACAGGAUGACAAUGCUGAAUAUAAGCUUCCUCGGAAGCUUAGCCCAGAUAUCGAACGAACGCUAUUCCAAGUAGCAGUGGACGACUCGCUAACUCAAUUGGAGGAAAGACGGC
Messenger RNA from Amoebophrya sp. A25, 283 nucleotides. The record is from the annotation of a GenBank genome assembly. Lineage: Eukaryota; Dinophyceae; Syndiniales; Amoebophryaceae.